Tilletiopsis washingtonensis is the source of this 1058-nucleotide messenger RNA. RefSeq names its product alpha/beta-hydrolase. The record is from RefSeq and is a predicted model, not a curated record. Lineage: Eukaryota; Fungi; Basidiomycota; Exobasidiomycetes; Entylomatales. Gene Ontology annotation, molecular function: hydrolase activity. The coding region runs from base 27 to 1010 and encodes 327 amino acids. The transcript is spliced from 8 exons.
CGCACACCACUACCUUUCGCGCCGCCAUGACUGCCAUUGCCGCGACCGAUGCGCUCACCGGGCUGCGCACGCCCUUCGUCGUCGAGCGCGUGACGAUUCCGCCUUCCGAUCUCGACCCGUCGCUCAAGCUGCGCGUCAUGGUGCACCACUCUGGGCGCAAGCCGGGCGCACGCCCACUGCUGCUGCUGCACGGCCACCCGCAGUCUAGCAUCAUCUGGCGCGAUGUGGCGCCGGCGCUGGUGGAUGACGGCUGGCACGUUGUGGCGAUGGACUUGCGCGGUCAUGGCGGCAGUGAUGCGCCGCCGGUCCGCACGCGUGAUGGAAAGGACGAGCCGCCGGCCGAGGAGGGCAAGUGGCGCUACAGCAAGCGCGAGAUGGCGCGCGACUGUAUCGAGGUCAUGAAGCACUACGGCCACGAGUCGUUCUGGGUCGUGGCACACGACCGCGGCGCACGUGUGGCGCACCGCCUGAGCCUGGACCACCCCGAGGCGGUCAAGAAGAUGAUUCUGCUGGACAUUGCACCCACGCUGCCGAUGUACGAGAAGACCGACGUGCGCUUCGCGGGCUACUACUACCAUUGGUUCAUGCUCAUCCAGCCGUUUGGCCUUCCAGAGGGACUGAUCACCGGCGCGCCCGAGGCGUACAUCCAGCGGCAGAUGGUGCUGCGGCCCGGCAGCGAGGCCGUCUUCUCGCCCGACGUCAUUGCCACGUAUGUCGCCUCUGUCGGAUCCUGGGAACACGCACACGCCAUGGCCGAGGACUACCGUGCCUCGUCGCCGCUCGGGCCCGACCUCGAGCUGGACCGCAAGGACCGCGAGGCGGGACGCAAGGUGCAGACGCCGACUCGCGUGCUGUGGGGCGCAAAGGGCAUCAUUGGCUCGCUCUUCAAUGGCCUGGAGCUGUGGAAAGAGGCGUGCGUCGAUGUCGAUGGCCACGCCACGGAGAGUGGGCACUACAUCCCAGAGGAGCGUCCGGAGGAGAUCAUCAACGAGGUGCGCAGCUUCUUCUAGGCGGCCUCUCAUUGCUGCCAGCAAUGCCAUCAGAUCGAAACGAGCUAG